ACUUGUCCAUUUCUGGGCAACUCCACAAACCUCUGUCCAUGCUCCUUGUCCUUGGUGAUUCAGCAUCUAAUGUAUAUUUUGUGAAUAAAUUACACCAUUAUGCUGGCAAUAUUUGAGAAUAUAUGCCAGUUAAAAGAAAACGUAGCUGAUGAAGAUCACACCAUUUUUCUAUCUCACGACCCGGUUGGCCUACACAGCUCCUACAUGGGCAACUCUAACUUGUGGAGUGUUUGUACUCAUCACGCUUACACUUUCAAUUUAUCUUCUCUUUGAACACCUUUCUGCAUACAAGAAUCCUGAGGAACAAAAGUUUUUAAUUGGUGUUAUCCUCAUGGUUCCAUGCUAUGCAGUAGAGUCAUUAGUGUCUUUGGUGAACCCUUCAAUAAGUGUUGAUUGCGCAAUUCUGCGGGAUUGUUACGAAUCUUUUGCCAUGUAUUGCUUUGGAAGAUACCUCGUUGCAUGUUUAGGUGGUGAAGAAAGGACAAUCGAGUUUAUGGAAAGACAAGGACGAGCAAGUUAUAAGACUCCCCUAUUAGUAGACAGUUCUGGAAACGGAACUGUCACACAUCCUUUUCCAAUGAACUUAAUCUUGAAACCAUGGAAACUUGGUCAAGGAUUUUACCAACUUGUCAAAUUCGGAAUCGUUCAGUAUAUGAUAACCAAGUCUCUCAGUGCUAUUUUAGCAGUUAUACUUGAAGCUUUUGGUGUAUACUGUGAUGGAGAAUUCAAAUGGGGAUGUGGGUAUCCUUAUAUCGCAGUGGUUCUAAAUUUUAGUCAGUCAUGGGCUUUGUACUGUCUAGUUCAGUUUUAUACCGUUACGAAAGAUGAACUAGCUCAUAUAAAGCCAUUAUACAAGUUUCUGACUUUUAAGUCAAUUGUGUUCUUAACAUGGUGGCAAGGUGUGGCAAUUGCUCUUCUGUACGCUCUUGGUUUGUUCAAAAGUCCCAUAGCUCAAGGCUUACAAUUUAAGUCAAGUGUUCAAGACUUCAUCAUUUGUAUAGAGAUGGGCAUUGCUUCUGUCGUUCACCUGUAUGUUUUUCCUGCGAAGCCAUAUGAACUGAUGGGAGAUCGCUUCCCUGGGAGUGUCUCAGUUCUUGGAGACUAUGUGUCUGCUGACUGUCCUUUGGAUCCUGAUGAAGUAAGGGACAGUGAACGUCCUACAAAGCUACGCCUCCCAACUCCUGACAUUGAUGUUAGGAGUGGAAUGACCAUAAGAGAAAGCGUUCGGGAUGUUUUUAUCGGUGGUGGGGGAUAUAUUGUCAGCGAUGUGAAGUUUACAGUAACACAGGCAGUUGAGCCUGUAGAGAAGGGGUUCACAAGGUUCAAUGAGAAGUUACACAAGAUCUCUCAAAACAUUAAGAGACAGGACAAGGAGAAAAGGAAAACAAAGGAUGACAGUUGUAUUUCCACAUCAUCACCUGUAGGGAAGGUGAUUCGUGGGAUAGAUGACCCUCUCUUGAAUGGAAGUACGAGUGAUAGUGGUGUAUCCAGGGUAAAGAAGCAUCGCCGGAAAUCAGGUUACACCAGUGCAGAAAGCGGUGGAGAGAGCAGCAGUGACCAAAGUUAUGGUGGGUAUCAGGUCAGAGGCCGUAGGUGGGUCACAAAAGAUUAAGAUGGAAAGAUGGUCACAAUUUUGUCAUCAAGAGUGUCUUACUGUCUUCAGUGGUUUGUCCCAUGACAAGUCUUGGGGUUAUUUUUGUUAGGGGAUUGAAAAUUGUAAAUGUCUACGUAGAGGAAAUAUUUUAUCUAGGAUGGGAUGUAAUUUAUGUCGACUGAGAAAUGACAUGACAGCAAAAAUAUGAAGUUCUCGUGAACAGUUUGCAAAUUUUGACCCAAAACCCACUAUUCUUAU
Molecule: messenger RNA, 1852 nt
Organism: Fragaria vesca subsp. vesca
Lineage: Eukaryota; Viridiplantae; Streptophyta; Magnoliopsida; Rosales; Rosaceae
Product: transmembrane protein 184C-like
Exons: 9
Coding region: 149-1612 (487 amino acids)
Biological process (GO): transport
Molecular function (GO): transporter activity
Source: RefSeq, a predicted model, not a curated record